Fonsecaea nubica is the source of this 330-nucleotide messenger RNA. RefSeq lists its product as hypothetical. The coding region runs from base 1 to 330 and encodes 109 amino acids. The record is from RefSeq and is a predicted model, not a curated record. The transcript has 2 exons. Lineage: Eukaryota; Fungi; Ascomycota; Eurotiomycetes; Chaetothyriales; Herpotrichiellaceae.
AUGGGCCUGUCAGACGGACUCGUGGUGUUUCUGUGCAUCCUGAUCGCUGGGAUCGUGGUGGCGGGUGCCGCAGCACUUCAUCGCGUUGUCGCACGCCGCGAGUUCACGGCAGAACUACCCCAGCCCACCAACGAGCAGCAAUCGUACAUGAGGACGGUGCGGUCGAGAAAAUGGCCUAUUACCUGGGUUGAUGAACGUCUGCCGCCAUCAACCGUGACGUCGACCAUCCGCCCUGUCUAUCUCUUGCUGUCUCACAACCUCGACGGUGAAGGCGUCUUCAGAUCCUCUGGAGCUACCUACUCUGGUUACACCGUCGCGGCGUAUGGCUAA